Messenger RNA from Colletotrichum chrysophilum, 702 nucleotides. RefSeq lists its product as uncharacterized. Lineage: Eukaryota; Fungi; Ascomycota; Sordariomycetes; Glomerellales; Glomerellaceae. The transcript has a single exon. The record is from RefSeq and is a predicted model, not a curated record. Gene Ontology annotation, molecular function: hydrolase activity, acting on carbon-nitrogen (but not peptide) bonds. Gene Ontology annotation, biological process: carbohydrate metabolic process. Bases 1 to 702 code for a protein of 233 amino acids.
AUGCACUUCCUCGAGUCCGCCGUUACCGCCUUGCUGCUGGCUACCAGCGCUGUGGCCAUUCCAAUCGAGUCGCCCCUCGACUUGAUCAAGCGCGCCCCCAGCGCUGGCGUCGUGAUCCAGAAGUGCUCCAAGCCUGGCGUCCUCGCCCUCGCUUACGACGAUGGCCCGUACCAGUACACCUCCCAGCUGGUCGACAUCCUCAACAACGGCGGCGCUAAGGCCACUUUCUUCAUGACGGGCACUCUUUACGGCUGCAUCUACAACCAAAAGACCGCCGUCAAGAAGGCCUUCGACUCCGGCCACCAGAUCGCCUCGCACACCUGGACGCACCCCUCCAACUUCGGCAGUCUGAGCUCCUCGCAGCUCACCACCGAGAUGCAGAAGCUCGAGCAGGCCAUGGUCAACAUCAUAGGCAAGAAGCCCGCCUACAUGCGCCCGCCCUACCUGGCCACCGGCGGCUCCGUUCUCUCGACCAUGGGAUCUCUCGGUUACAAGGUCAUCACGGAUGAUGUCGACAGCGGCGACUGGAACAACCAGACCCCUGCGCAGAGCGAGGCCAAGUUCACGGCCGCCGGCGCCAGCGGCAACGGACACAUCCCUCUCAUGCACGAGACCUACGCCACCACGGUGCAGACCCUGACGCCCUGGUUGAUCAACUGGGCUAAGCAGAACAACCUCAAGCUGGUUACUGUUGGUAAGUGA